AUGUUCGUGUUUGGCAGUCUUGAUGGUUCCACAGGCCUGUGCUUGGAUGUGCUUGAAGCCGCACGAAACUUUGUUGCUGCUCCAUUUUCAUUCGCCUUCUUCGACUUUGCAGCCAAGUUGGCUGUCGUGCAGAUCGAGCACAGUCGUGUUCGAGGUGCCUGGCUGCAUUCACUUCCCACGGAUGACCGUUUUGGAUGUUCUGCAAGUCCAUUUGAUCAUCAUUUCGAGUGGUUUUGUGCACGUUUACGAGGUCACUUCUACGGCCUUAGUCAUAUCUGCAGUGUGGAUUUGUGUUGGUAG
Molecule: messenger RNA, 300 nt
Organism: Linum trigynum
Lineage: Eukaryota; Viridiplantae; Streptophyta; Magnoliopsida; Malpighiales; Linaceae
Source: the annotation of a GenBank genome assembly